AUGGAUGUGGAUAAACGUGAGUCUCAGAUACUUGAUAAUGAAUUUCAAUUUUUAUAUCAUGAGCACGAAGAAGAAGACGAUCACCAUGACGAAGAUGAUGAAGACGAAUACAAAGAUGACGAAACUGAUGAAAUUAAAUCUGAAUCUAAUGAAUCAUCAAAAACGAUAAUAAGUUCACAAGAUUCUGCAUCGAUAAUCGAAUCCAGUGAUACUGGUAUCAGUAAAUCUUCGAAAAAAAUUGAAACAAGUGAUUCACAAAUAGAUAUUCCUGAGGAAGUAAUACCUGAAGACGCAGGACUGAGACCUGGAUCUUGGAUACUUUUUCCUAAAUUACCUGAAGACAGAGGCGACGGUGUUAAAAAAUUUAUUAAUCUGACUGAAGAAUUAAAACUUCCGCCAAUUGGACAAGUUCCUCAGAUGCUAAAAACUAAUGAAAUAAAUUUGAAGUCCUACUGUUUAGAUCCACGGACCGUAAAAAUAAUUUGCGAAGCACUCAACUAUAAUACGACUGUUAAAAUUCUUAAUUUACAAGAUAAUUGGCUGACUACAGACGCGUGUUAUCACUUGAACGAUCUUCUUAUAAACAAUAAUGUUAUAACUUGGAUUAUUUUGUCUGGGUGCCGUAUUGGAGUACAAGGAGCUAAAGAGCUGGAAACAGGUAUCAGUUCAGCUGAAUCACUUGAAUAUUUAGAUAUUAGCCGGUGUGAUUUAGAUGACGAAGGCUUGCGAUACAUCAGCAUAGGAGUCUAUUGUAGUCCUAGUAUAAAAAUAGUCAAUCUUUCUAAUAAUAAUCUAAGCGAGGAUUGCGCUAACGCUCUUCAGAAAAUGAUCAUUCAAACUGAUACCUUGAGCGAACUUAAUUUAUCAUGGAAUUUUUUAAAUAGCGAAGAUUUUUGGAGGACAUUUGUCGUUGGAUUGUUACAAAAUGUGACUUUAAAAAAUUUAAAUGUCAGUUGGAAUGGAUUAGAUGAAGAAUGUCUACCAUUUUUAGCUGAAUAUUUAUCAUCUGACCCGAACCUUUUUAUAUUAAAUCUUCGAGACAACAGAUUUAAGUCAGUGGAAAAAAUAGCGGAGGCAUUGAUAAAAAAUACAAAGUUAGAAAUAAUUGAAUUGGGAAAUAAUCCUACUGAAGCGAAUGAAGUUUUGGCUUUUGUUGAGGUAUUAACAAAUGUAACACCGACUUCACAACUUCGGUUGAUUGAUCUAGAAAAUAUGUGGACAAAUAAAGAAGUACUGGUACUGAUAGAUGAAAUAAAAAAAAAAUUAACGAGUGUAGAUAUUACUUUAGGAGGAAUAUUGAGUAAUUAUAAAAUAAUUGGACCGGAUCCACGUAAAAUAUUUUUAAAAAGAGCUAAUUUUGAAGCGAUGAAGCCUAAGAAAAAAAAAUUUAAGAGAAAUUUUGGUCAAUUUGUCAUGUCACUGCAGGAUAUUAUUGUGACACGAGAUGCCUUCAAAAGUUCUAUAAAAAAUGCGAAAGUAAAAUUAUCCGAGUCUUUAAUCACUGAAAUAAUGAACGCAUUUGAAAUCAGAGAGGAUGCAAUAGACCAAAGUGCUUUAAAAAAAUUUUAUUUAGAAGAAUAUCCAGAAACUAGUCAACUGCCACCACUCACCUAA
Molecule: messenger RNA, 1614 nt
Organism: Microplitis demolitor
Lineage: Eukaryota; Metazoa; Arthropoda; Insecta; Hymenoptera; Braconidae
Product: leucine-rich repeat-containing protein 74B-like
Exons: 8
Coding region: 1-1614 (537 amino acids)
Molecular function (GO): protein binding
Source: RefSeq, a predicted model, not a curated record